AAAAAUAAUAAUAAUAGUAAUAAUAGUAAUAAUAGUAAUAAAAUGACAGUAGUUUCAACAGGUAUAAUAUUAAAUAAUAACUCAUCAUUAAUAAAUACACCAAAAAAACAUCAACCGACAAGAGCAAGACAAUUAUUUUCAUUUUCAGAAUUGGCUGGAUCAGAUUUAACAUUAUUAUUGGAGAGUGAUAUUUUAUUAAGAAUUUUUUCAAAUUUAGAGUAUCAAGAGCUAUUUGUAGUGAAAAGAGUAUGUUCAAGAUGGAAACCACUUUGUGAAAGUAAAUCAUUAUAUCAAGAUUUACACAUGCAGUCAUUUAUUGUAAAUAGUAGAAUUUUACCCAUUUCAAUAGUUAAAAAUUUUUUGCAAUCUUUACUUAUGGAUCAAGAUGAAUUAGAUGCAUUAAAAGCGGUUUGCAGAGAAAUGCCAAGAAUAACAUUUUCAAAUCAACAGGAUAAUUAUGAUAGCGUUAGCAGUAUAGAUUUAAAUAGUUUAGAUAUAAAUAGUAAUAUAGUAACAGCAACAGCAGCAACAACAACUACAACCGGUACCAAUAAUAAUACAGCAACUACGACAACAACUACCUCAACGACAUCUACAACUUUUUUGCAACCCACAACAUCAAAUGGCGCCAGUGGCAGUACUACACCCCCAAUUGCAAUUAGAAAUUCGAUAGCUACAGCAUUUGCAGCAACAACAUCAUCUUUUAAAUCAUUUAUAAAUAAUAGUGCAAACAGUUUAAAUACCAGUGGCAGCUCAUUAAGUUUACCACCAUCACCAAAUCUAAGUCAUCAACAAAUACCAAUCUCUAUAAAUAAUGGCCACAACAGAGUAUCAUCUUUAGACGAUACAUUUUCAGUAUCACCAACAUCAAGCAACGGUUCAUCGAUCGAUGGUUCAUUAACACCAACAUCACAUAGAAGAGGACAAUCAGGAACACCCUUGAAUGAAAAAGAACAAAAGAAAAAAGAUAAAUCUAGAAAGGAAAGAGAGAAGCGUAUGGAGGAAUCAUUAAAAAGCUGGAAUGAGGAUAUGAUACCCAAUUGGGAAAAAAGAAAAGGCACUAAAAAGUUAAGAGAUUUGGUACUUCAAGGCAUUCCAUCAUUAGUAAGAAGUAAAGUUUGGCCACUAUUGAUUGGCAACGAUUUAAACAUCACACCAGAGCUAUUCAGUAUAUUUGGUUUGCGUGCAGAGAGAGCAAAACAAAAGUCAGAAGCAAACUCACUUGGUAGAGAAGGUUCAGUCAGUUUAAUACACUUGGAUUUACCACGUACAUUUCCAAUGUUAUCCAUUUUUCAAGAUGAAGGCCCACUUCACCAAUCAUUGGCAAAUGUACUAGAGGCAUACGUUUGCUAUAGACCCGAUGUUGGAUAUGUUCAAGGCAUGUCUUAUUUAGCAGCUGUAUUUUUAUUAAUUUUAGACGAAUUCACUUCAUUUGUUUGCCUCAGUAACUUUUUAAACAACCCUUGUUACAUGGCAUUCUACACAAUGAACCUUUCUCAAAUGGAAUUAUAUAUGAAAGCGAUGGAUCAACUAAUGGCUCUUCAUGUUCCAAAAAUUCAAAAGCAUCUUAAAGAAUUAGGUAUUCAGCCAGAUAUCUUUAUGAUCGAUUGGGUAUUAACUGUAUUUUCAAAAGCUUUACCAUUGGAUAUUGCAUCUCACGUUUGGGAUACCAUAUUUUUAGAUGGAGAAUCUGUAAUUUUUCAAACAGCUUUGGGAAUUUUAAAAAUGUAUAGUAAAGAAUUAGAAAAUAGCGACUUUGAUGUUUGCAUGACCUUGCUAACUCAUUUACCACCAAAUAUUGACGAAGAUGAAUUAUUCCAACAUAUAAAUUCUUUUACAAUUAAUCAAAAAAUUUUUAAUAAAUUAGUAACAAAUAAAAAAUAAUAAAUAAUAAAUAAUUAAUGAAUAAUUAAUAAAUAAUUAAUUAACAAUGAAUAAAUUAUAAAUAACUAAAUAAUAAAAAAUAGUAAAAUAAUAUUAACUAAUAACAAUAGUAAAGUUAAUAUUUAAAAAAUAAAGCCAAAUUAAUAUAAUUAUAUAUUAAUACAAAAUUUAUAAAUAAUUUU
Messenger RNA from Dictyostelium purpureum, 2066 nucleotides. RefSeq lists its product as uncharacterized. NCBI's taxonomy places the organism in Eukaryota, Evosea, Eumycetozoa, Dictyosteliales, Dictyosteliaceae. The coding region runs from base 43 to 1884 and encodes 613 amino acids. The transcript has a single exon. Gene Ontology annotation, molecular function: protein binding. The record is from RefSeq and is a predicted model, not a curated record.